Messenger RNA from Gaeumannomyces tritici R3-111a-1, 1761 nucleotides. RefSeq lists its product as hypothetical. Gene Ontology annotation, biological process: regulation of dephosphorylation; regulation of signal transduction. The record is from RefSeq and is a predicted model, not a curated record. The transcript has a single exon. NCBI's taxonomy places the organism in Eukaryota, Fungi, Ascomycota, Sordariomycetes, Magnaporthales, Magnaporthaceae. Gene Ontology annotation, molecular function: protein phosphatase 2A binding. Gene Ontology annotation, cellular component: cytosol. The coding region runs from base 163 to 1359 and encodes 398 amino acids.
CAUGUGGCAAACUCCAAAUUCACCAUCAAACCUGAAGCUGUGACAUUGCGACAUCCUGACAAAGCCACGUCGAAGCUACGAUCAAGCCCAAAGUUGCAAAUGAAGAGAUAAAAACACGUUACCAGAGUAGAAGCAGGCAAAAAGACCACACCCCUCCGAAGCAUGGACCAGGGAGCCAAAACCCUCGCCGACUGGCACCGCGAGGCCGAAGCCGGCAGGCUCGCCCUGGACGGCGCGUACGAGGCGAGCGGCCCGGACCGUCGCGCGCGGCUCGACGCGGCCGUCGAGGCGUACCAACAGGCGCUGGCGCUGAUCGGCCGGGCGUCCGUCUUCAGCCCCAACGAGACGCUCGAGGACGUGCGGACCGACUACCUGCCCUACAUGCUGGUGGAGCAUCACCUGGCCAGCCUGGCGCAAAAGGUGCCGACCGAGGGCCCUGCGGCCCGCCGCGCCGUCCUCAAGGAGUCGCGCGCCCGCCACGAGCGCUUCCUGCACCUGCUCGACUCGUACGGCGCCCUGGCCGCCCCGCAGCAGCGCCUGCUGCGCGACUACGACGAGUCGCCCGCCUCCUUCUCGACCCUGCCCGCCGACCCGGCCCGCCGCCGCGACGCGAAGAUCGCCGCGUUCCGCCGCGAGAAGGAGCUGCGCGCCAAGCUCGAGGCCCUCGGGGCCCGCGCGGCGUGGACCAAGCUUAGAGGGUCUGCGGCGGCACCCGCGACGGCAUCAACGUCGGAAGGGGACGACGAAGGCGGCGGCGGCGGCGGCGGCAACGCGCUGGAGGAGGCCGAGGCCGAGGACGCGGCCGAGGAGUGGAUCCGGCCGGCGCGCCUGACGCAGCUCGAGAUGGCGGCCGACGAGGCCCUGCAGGCGCUCGAGAGCAUCAACCGCGAGGAGGAGGUUCUGGCGCUGGCGCCCGAGCCGUUCCUGCCGCCGUCGGGCGCCACCGUCGAGGACGACGAGCGCCGACGCCGCGAGGCGGCCGAUCAGGAUUCGCAGCGGACCUCGCGCGUCGACCUGCACCGCCUGCAGUCCAUCCUCGGCGCCGGCGGCGGGCCCCUCCUCGACAAGGGCGGGAAGCCGCUGCAGCCCUUCACCAUCGUCGGCAACCGCGCCGAGCUGGCAAAGGGCGUCUUCCGGCCGGGCCACAACCUGCCGACCAUGAGCAUCGACGAGUACCUCGAGGAGGAGCGCCGGCGCGGCGGCAUCAUCGAGGGCGGCGGCGAGGCCAGCGGCAUCAUACCCGAGCCGGACGAGGACGAUGUCGAAAAGGCCGACGCCGAGAUGUACAAGGCCCGCGCCUGGGACGAGUAUGUCGAGGCCAACCCGCGCGGGUCCGGAAACACGUUGAACAGGGGUUGAGGCUCGCACACCGCACCCCCUUUGGCGCGCUUUGGGAGGGACGGAGAGGGCCCGGUCGGAUGAGAUACCCGCAGAUAGAUACAUGUGAUACCCGUUAGGUACCCCCAUUCGAAGUCGUCGACGUCAAGCUCAAGGAGAAACAUCCGCUACUUCAUGCAUACCGCCCUCUAUUGGUCAGAUCACUGUCCUAUGGCCGUGAUAUCACCUUUUCAAAGAGAGGACACCUCUUUUUAACCGCCGAGUUGAGGUAUUGCCUAGACCACGCUACAUAACAAACUCACUUGGGCACCGAGUCGCAGUCGCCCAUGGGAUCAAAUUAUGCCUACGGGUUAUCUGACAUCCGACUGAAUACAUGCCUGAGGAAAUAGAGAGGCAUACCAUCUCGGUCGGUCACCCCCUUCA